CAACACGCCAUUUACGACCCUCAUCAGCAUAUCCAUCCAUUUAUCCAAGGAUACCUGUUGUAUGCAGCUGAGAAAAUCUGCAAGAUAGGAUAGCUACCUUCGGAUACUGUAAUUCGACCUCAAGACUGCAAAAGCUUAAUCUUUGGCGACCUGCACUCGUCAUUGAAACAGAUUUCGCAGACCUAGGGGCCACGAUCGGGCUUGGCUAUCAUUACAACAUCUCAUAGAUACGCCCAAGACUUCACAGGAGUCACGAUCAAUACUACACCGACAUCUUCAGAUCAAUAGUCGAGAAGUACCCAGGUUACGAUCUGGCACUGCUACACAGUCCCAAUACGAAAAGCGACACGCGGCGACUUCCAACAUCGAAAGAUUGAUAUCAUCUCUGAUAUCGAUAACGAUUUAGCGUCUUUAACCGGCUGAAAGCUGACGAAAGAGCAGGUCUCCCGCUAGGGUACUGUGACUACGCUUCUGAAGCGUUUGCUUCGCACAGGAGUGACCUGGAAGCGGAGGGGUGUUUGCCAGUGAUUCUGCGGCUCUGCCGCUCUGCAUUUUAAAAAAUGGGCAAGAUAACAAAAGCUUUACAAGCAAAGCACAAAGAGACUCUGUCUCCAUGGCUCAAACAGUUUGUUGAAACCACCUCGACGGUACCUAUUCCUAGACUGCCCGAACAGCUAAGCAGCUACCCAUCGAGAUGGCCCUUUGGCAGAGGCGAUCUCUACCAUUGGAUCCCCCUUCUCAACAGAUUUGACAACAUUCUCGAGUCCUUUUGCGAUACCUACAAUCUGAAAAAUGGCCCUCAAUCUAUUGAUUUUGGAUGCCUGGUACUAAAGAAUGCCGAUGAUUCGAAGAAGUUCCCUGACGAAAAGUCGUGGUCUCAGAAGGAACUCGAUGACAUGGGGUUCGCUAAAGACGGUGACAGAGAAUUAAUCGAGUCACUGUUGAAGUUCACCAGGUUGCUACUAGAACAUUGCGGGAAUCGAAGCAUUUAUGCUAGCAGCUCGCAUCUAGAUAGCCUCCUUAACACAACAUCUCUUACAGUGUUGAUUGCCACAUUGGAGGUUGGCUCGGAACUCGCUCAACGGUAUCAGGCUUCGAUGAAACGCAUGGGCAAUGCGUCCCGUCAAGUUAGCGCAGCACUGCUAGCGAAUCACUACAACAUCGACCUAGAACGAGUUCAACAAAUUGCUAACGGCUUUGUCAAAUCCAAUAUUGCAACUUUGUCGGACGCUGCUGUACCGACAACACCGGCAUCUACCAAGGGCAAGGAUAAAGAGAAACCCGCUGUGAGCACUAAGGAGCUGUCACAGACAAACACCAAUGACUUGGUUUCACUUGCGACAUCGGAUGAUAGCCUUUGGAGUAGCUGGGGUGACGUUAGAGUCUCAUACUAUGCUCUUGACAGUGCUACCAAAGUCGACAAUUUGGCCGAGCAUGGUGCAUCAACAACACCUUCAACGCCAACACCUCUGCGACGAAGCAAUACAAUGCCAAGUGCUCAGAAUACUCCCAAAAAUAAAUCCAGUGCACUUGAUGAUUCGUCACCGGCCUGGCCCAAGACACCAGGAGUAGCGGAAGAAAACAAUGUUCCUGGUCAACGUGUCUUCGAGCUUACGCGAUCGGUUGUUAUAUCGAGCCCCAUUCACAAGCUUCUUCGACAAUGUCCUACUGAUAUGCCUCCAGCGUCAAAAUACGAAGUAUUCCACCGGCUUCGAGUGGCUAAGGCGUUGACGGGAUCACGUAAGGAUCGCCAGUUGAUAAUGGCUUCACGGCUGCUUGCAAUCACAAAUCUGGCGUAUAUUCAUGUCGAAGCUACAUUCAUAGAGAAAGUCCUUAGACAGGAUAUGGAUGAGUCUCGUCGACAUCAGCUCGUGUAUCAGCUAGCUGACCUAAUUCACCCGUCCACGGAAACGAAGACGAAUGUACCACUCUGGAUCCAAACUAUUGCACUAGCUCUACUGGAAGCUAUAUCAAGUUUCCAUGCACGCUGCCAGGACGUCCUUUCUGCGCUCAAUGCUAACGUGAACCACGGCGUAUUACUUUACGUUAUUCGCAAGGCUGUAGCUGGAAUGGAAGAUGAUCAACCCGAGGAUCGGGGCGAAAAAAUGACUGAGGUGGAUGAUUGGCGCAACAAUCUCUUCUCUCUUACGCUUAAUAUAUGCAUGGCUACACGAGUUGGGAGCGAGAUGGCAUCCGCCGGCUUAAUGGAGAUCUUGGUACAAAUCUUGCAGAUUCGAACCAAAAUUGCCCAACGCCACCAUUCUAUGGUGCUUGCUUUCCUCGAUGGCUUGAUAUGGGCCUAUCCGAAUGCCUUUUCCGCAUUUUUUAAUGCUGAAGGCCUGAAUGCAGUUUCGACGUUGGUCAUGGAUACCGUCUCAGACUCAAAAGCCGAGCUUUUAGACUCCAACGGAAUCACUGCAGAUCAACAAUCAAGUGCCGUUGAUUAUGAAAUCCCUUACUAUCAACAACAGACUCUUAAGUGGUUGCUCAAAUUCGUUCACAGAAUUCUCUCGAAUUCGUACACCUACGGCGGUAAUACGGAUCGCCUGCUACGCAAUCUUGCUGAGAAGUCGGACUUGCUUGCUAGCCUGCGAGAUAUUAUCGAAAACAAGAGCAGUUUUGGUUCUGUCGUCUGGACCAAUUGUGUUAUGAUCAUGAGCGACUUUAUCAAUAACGACCCUACUAGCUUUGCGGCAAUCUCCGAGUCAGGCAUGAUAAAGACUUAUCUGGAGGUGAUCACUGGGCGACCACUCCCAGAGCUACCAACCGAAGAAGCGAGACUUGGAACAGAUGAUGAGGAAGGGCCUUCGUCGGAUAGCCCUCUGAUGUCAACGAUCCUUGAACAGGAUGACCGACCUCAUCCACCCACCGACGAAGCCAUUAGAGCCACUAAUCGCACCAUUCCUAUCGCAACCGGUAUCCUCCCAUCGUCCGACGCCAUAAAUGUCAUUCCUCAUGUGCUGAGCGCCAUAUGCCUGAAUCGACAGGGAAUGAAUGCUGUCGUGGCAUCAAGAGCUUUUGAGUUGUUUUUUGAGGUCUUCGAGAGCCCAGAACAUGUAAAAUGUAUGGAAGGAGACGGUGAAUUGGCGCAAACUUUAGGCGGUAGUUUCGACGAAUUGGCACGCCACCAUCCCUCACUCCGGAAGCUCAUCUCGAAUGCAGUCAUCGAUAUGGUAGCUCGUGUUCGCUAUCUUGCUAUCGAAAAGGCUGAAAAGGCCGGCUGGGGAGCUAGUUUGGUUGUCAAUACACCUUCUGGAGAGGUAGUGAGCCUGACAUCUGAUGGAACUCUGCAGACACCUCCAGUCGAAGAAGUACAAGAGAACACCGACGUAUCUGAUGAUGAUACUCCCAUGGCAGAUCAGUCGUCGUCGCAAGCCAUUACCGCUGAGAAAUCCGACGAUGCCAAGACUUCGCCUACCGAGGCAAUCACGCCGUAUCUGAAUGCUGUUGCGAACUUUUUGAUUUCUUAUUUCUCAAAUUCUCUCCUGAAAUCAAACUUCAUUGAUAACGGUGGCAUUGAAAUCCUUUUGGAUUUAUCAGAAUCUCCAAGUCUACCCGUGUCGUAUGGCGAAUCCUUGGCCUCGCGAGUUAUGAGUCAGGUGAUUGCGCUCCUAAUCGACCAUUCCCCAAUCUAUGGCCUCCCAUCACUGCUAAGUCGAGCUCAAAAUGCAAUCCAAAUUCUUGAGCCCCUUGCUAGGAAAACCGAAGCUAUUCCGCCGUAUUUUGGUGAAUUUCUCACCGCUGAAACAGUGGUAGAUCCUGCUCAUGUACCAGAAUCCAUGCAGGCAGGAAGUAAAAUGGUGAAGGCUAUGCUCAACACGCAAACCUUUGUUAAAAUCAUCUCCGAAUGCUUCCCAACUUCUCGCGCAAACACUUAUCAAUUUUACCCGAUCAAUGUAUUCGACUACUUCGUCAACCUUGUCGGGUCUCUUGGGCGACUGUUGCGGGCCGUCUUAGCUGAGGAGGCUGGUGAACUUUCCGUUGUUCCUCAGCAUUGGUCAAUUAGACGAAGAGAUACAGCAUCAGAUGGUGAUUCAAAGGAACCUGUUGCAGAGGCCGAUUCUGAUGAUUCUUCAUUGCCCGACGUUUUAAAUAACGCUGGCGCCUGGAAGGCAUCAGAGAGUGGCAAUAACUCGAAUAAGCCCUCAGACGAGGAACAACGCAGUGCAAGGUACCGGAACUACGAAACUCUACGUGCUUUACUACACCCUAUGAUUCCAACAUCCUUCCCGUUUUUUCAGACACUCGGUAAAGCGCUACUUCCACGUCAGAAUAUUCACCAUGCCGACCAAUAUUCUCGGGUCAAACAUCUUGACAUCGCCAAAGCUCUCGCCAACACUGUACUGGUCUAUCUCAAGCCGUCUGUCGCUACCAGCCAGCCAUCUGCGAAAGAAUUCCACUAUUGGAUUAUCAUGCUACAUACUAUUCAUGAAAUGAUGAUCGAUCACCCUACCGGCCGUCAAGCAGACCGAACUAACGUCCAGAUUCUGCUUCCCGUUCUUUUAGCAUUCAAAGAACAAGGUGGACUUGACCUACUCAACACUAUGGUAACCAAAUUCAUGGCUGCUAUUCGGGAUGGAAAUAAUGGCAACUCAGAGGAGUCAUCAAAGCCGAAAGUCGCUGCGUUUGGACUGAAGAAGGUGCUUGACCUCUACAUGAUUCUGGCUAAUGGAAAGUACAUUACCGAAAUCAGCAACCAAUAUGGCCUUCAAAAACAUUCAGAACGACCUCUGACUGUUCCCAACAUUUAUCAGCAAAUAGUGGUUGAAAUUCGCGUCGCUAUGAUGCCUAUGGUUAUGGAAUUAUGGACCUCAGAAUUUGUCGACCAUGUUCCUGCACCUACGGUUAAGAGACUGUUGGAUCUGUUACGAUUUGUUUACACUGCCAACCAUGAACCUGCAACCACGGCCUUGGAUAAGCAGCCGUUUCUUUUAAUGCAGUACUCCCCAGCCCCAUUCAACUGGCGCCAUGUGAGAACAGCGGUUCUAGAAACUGUCAAUGCUGGAUACAGCGAAGAUCUAGCCCGAGAGGCAGUGUAUAGAGCUAACGGUCAUACUUCGACAGCGAGGGACUACUGCCGAGCUUAUAAGUCCGGUAUUACAGCUAUUACACACCCAAUUCCGACCGAGGACAUCUACCAAGCUGGAGAAACUGCUUCAGAUGUGGUCGACACAGACCAGAUGUCUCUCGAUAUCCUUGGUGGUACCCUUGAAGAAGGGACGGAUAACCCUUCUGACGCUCAGUCCCAAGAUGAAAGACUAAGCAUCGAAGCUAAUUCUGAAGCCAAGUCCGUAAAAUUCCCAGGAACAAAGCAAGAACUUGACGACCUGCGAAGCAGUCUGCGGGAUAAUCUCAUCGACCAGUGCUUAGAUGUGAUUCGUGCCCAUCCGGAUUGCGCUAUUGAAGUCUCUGAACUCAUUCAAAUCGCCGUACUUCGCUCGCCGAACGAAGAAGCUCAAGAGGAAGUUGGCUCUACUUUGACGUUUGCUCUGUCAUCGCUCGCACUUGACGAUGAUGAAAAAGCCAAGAAUGGCAAAUGCAUCGCUGCUUAUGCCCAUCUCCUUGCAUUACUCCUUCAAGACGAAGUGUUCUUUGAAUGCAAUGUCGACUCGCUUCGAGAGAAAGUGGAAGAGUAUGUCAAGUUCUUGAAGAUAUCGCCAACAUCUACGUCUGAGACUUUGCCGCCCUGGAUUCCACACAUAUUACUCAUCAUUGAAUUGCUUCUUUGCCAAGAUGAACGCCCAAUUGCAGCUCAAUGGACAUCACCAAAGUCGUUGGAUGAAGAAAGCCCAUCGGCAGUGAUACAGCUCGGUACUCCACUAGUUGACGACCAACAGCGAACAGACCUGCUAGAUUCCUUGCUAGACCUUCUACCUCGCAUAGGGAAAGAAGAAUUACUAGCUACUUCAGUGCUUCGUGUACUGGUCAUUCUUACAAGACGGCGCCAUUUGGCUAAACAUGUGGGAGAGAAGAAGAACCUCCAAAGACUCUUCCUCAUGGCAAAGCAGCUCUCAGGUUUUGGAUCUGAGAGACUCAAGCAAAACCGUUUAACGUCAUACCUGAUCACUAUUUUACGCCAUAUCAUUGAGGAUGACGAGAUAAUUAAACAGGUUAUGAGAGCCGAGAUCAAGGCGGACUUCCCGAACUUGAGUCGAAACUCGAGGGGCAACCCCGAUGUUCUGAGUUAUUUGCGUACGAUGGCACCUGUGUCAUUGCGCGCACCUGAGCUCUUCGUACAAGUCACCAACGAGCUCAUUCAGUUUUCUCGAUGGGCACCACCAAUGGCUGAAGGCAACAAACCCAAUCCACUGAUGUUGAAGGAUAACUUGGCUACUGGCAGUACCGCGUUGCCGGAUACAACGAAAGGCGAUGCACCAAACCUGGAGAACCUGCAACCUACUAUAGAGCUCACAGACAAAGACAUGCCCGACUUCCCCAAGUCUGGGCCAGACAGCAAGCGACCUGUGGUAGAGAAUCCUGACGGUGUCAUACACUUCCUCCUCUGCGAGUUGGUCAACUACCGGGAGGUUGAUGAUAAAGAAAUAACGCCAGCCGCUAAGGAGAGCACAACCACUGAUGCUACGACAGACUCCGCGAGGGCAUCCGGCUCAUCUCAAGAGCAGGACGAGAAAGACAAGAAGCCUACCAAGCCACAGUUCAAGGCCGACGAGCAUCCUAUAUUUGUGUAUCGUUGCUUUUUGUUGAAUUGUCUUGCUGAACUUCUACAAAGUUACACAAGAGCCAAGGUGGAAUUUAUCAACUUCAAACGAAGCGCCCCGCCACUAUCUAGCGGUACCCCAAUCAAACCGAGGUCAGGUAUUCUAAACUAUCUCAUCUAUGACCUAUUAUGCCAGGGUACGCUUUCAGGUACAGCGGAUACUCUCACCGCGAAAAAGAAAGCUGCGACAUCUGUCCAAACUCAGAAAUUGCUUGUUGCACUGGUGACCAAAACCAGCGAGAUUGUGUCCGAAUCGAAGCCACCUAAAUUCAUAUACGAUGAAGAUCAGGAUCUACUAUUCGUUCGAAAGUUUAUCCUCGACACGGUACUGAGAGCAUAUGAAAAGGCGCCUGUUUCUGACGAACCGUUCGAGACACGUUAUGCCAGAAUGCAGUGCCUGGCCGAAUUGAUGCAUCAGAUGAUUGGAGAACGGGAUUCCAAUGGUGCAGGGCCAGGUGCACGUAACUCUGACAAAGCCCAAUUUCGCUCACAGACACAGCUCCGCCGUCUUAUGUUUGAGAAGGGCUAUCUUGAUAAACUGACAUCUUCAAUUGCCGAUAUCAACCUGAACUACCCUGGCGUCAAGCGCGCCAUCAAGUACAUCUUACGCGUGUUGCGAAUUUUGACGGACACUGCUAAAGAACUGAGCCAUACAAAUCUUCUCCCAUCCGAUCGGCAGGGCCAGGUCGAACAUAGUGAUGAAGAAUUUGAGUCUAGCUCCUCGCUCUCUGAUUUGGAAGAUGAUCGUGAAGAUACACCAGACCUCUACCGUAAUUCCGCUCUUGGUAUGCUGGAGCCUAGAGAUGAAGACGACGAGUCUGAUGAAGAGGAUGAGGAUGAUGAUGAAGACAUGUAUGGCGAUGAAUAUGGCGAAGAAAUGGACUACGGGGAUGAGGACAUGUCUGAUGGCGAGGACAACAUCAGUGACGAAGAUGAAGAAUUGGGCGAAAUGGGCCACAUUGAGGGCCUCCAUGGUGACCCCGGAGUUGUUGAAGUCAUUAUGGAUGAUGAUGACGACGACGACGAGGAUGACGAGGAUGAUGAAGACAGCGAUGAGGAUGAGGAUGAGGAUGAUUCUGCUGAUAUGGAGGCCAUGGAUAAUAGAGUCGAGAUUAUCGACGAAGAUGGCAACCCUAUUGAGGCAGACUCGGCGUGGGAGAGCGAUCCAGACGAAGAAGACGAUCAAGACAAUGAAGAUUUGGAGUUCGAAGAGACCGACGGCGCUGGACAUACCCAUACCCAUACCAUGAACCCAGAAGAUUUGCUUGAUAAUAUGGCUCGUGCCAUUAUGGGUGAUGAGAACGGUUAUGACGCGAAUCUUAUGGGAGGACUAGAUGAACAUUUCCUAGAUGAGGAUAAUGAUGAGGGCGAAGAUGAAGAAGAGGAUAUUGAAGAGGAUGAUUAUCUGGAUGAAGAGGACUAUCCUGAUGAGCAUCCUCCCUCCGGUCCCCCGUUGAGUUGGGAUGGCUUACACGGCGAUCCAGAUGAUAGGCACCGUCAUUUGUUCCUCCUCGACGGCAAUCGUCGACCUGUCUUUGCAAGAAUGGAUCACCGGGGGCAAUUCCCGCCUCGCUUUGUCGCUGGUACGAACCGGGACCCGCAGGACUUCCGAAACUACUUUGUUCGUAGCCAUCGCUCGGCUGGUGGUCCCAACGCCAAUCCAGAUGAUGGCGUCAACCCGCUUCUAAGACGAGCUGAUGCUACAAACGAGACCACUAGAAACCAGAACGCUAAUCCCAACAGCUUUGGAUUGCGCAUACCGGAAGGACUGUUCUCAGGUGCUGCAGGGCGACAUAUGAUCGAUGGGCCCAUGGGCCUCUUAGGGGAGCUCAUGGAAUUCCUACCCAUGAUGGGCCGGGGAGGAAAUGGCCAACAGGCCUUCCAUGUACAAAUAACCGGACCUGGUGCCCCUAGAGGCACGGAUGUGGCGAUGAGGCCGUCUCGAAGUGAGCAACGACGAGAAGCAACACAAGAACCACACCAAGCUGUGGCAUUCACACCAGAGACCACCCUCGAUAGGUACCAAGAAGAGUCACGACUCUUGUUCGGCGCCGGCAUUAAUGCGGAAGCAUCCAAGUUGUCCAAUGCAAUCAAUGCGGAGUUAACUCCUGCCGCCUUGGUGCGAGAGCGAAAGCAUAAGCAAAACGAACAAGAAAGUCGUCGAAUCGUCGAAGAGGCUGCAAAGAAACAGGCAGAGGAACAGCGUGCCGCGAAGGAGGCUCAGGAACUUGCCGAGCAAAGAGAACAGGCUAAGCAAGCAGAAGAGAGGGCCGCUGCCGCCGCACAAGCAGCGGCGGAGGCAACUUCAGCAGAAUCUGAACAUCCCAGCGGCACCGAUGUCGAUCGGGUCAGCAUUAUGGAAGGUGUCGAAGCCACAGAAGACUCUGGCCCUGAAACAGCUGCUGAUCCAGAAGGUCCCCGCAUCACAACGGUUAUUAGAGGAGAAGAAGUGGACAUUACAGAGCUUGGAAUCGACCCGGAUUAUCUUGCCGCAUUGCCCGAGGAGUUUCGCGAAGAAGUUAUCGCUCAGACUAUCAGUGAAAGGCGAUCACAAGCUCGAGAGGAGGCAGUUGGUACCGGAGAAUCGACUGAAGUGUUUCAAGAAUUUCUUGAUGCUCUACCUGAGGAACUUCGUCGAGAAAUUGCACACCAAGAGCGUCGAGAGCAGCAACGCCGUAACCGCACUGAAAAUAGACGCCAAGCUGGUGCAGGUUCUAACCCAAUCGCCAUCUCAGCAGACAUGGAUACAGCAAGCAUCUUGCUUACCUUCCCUCCUGAACUGCGCCAGCAAGUCUUGAUUGAACAAGGCGAGUCUCUUAUGGACCAACUAACACCGGAUAUGGCCGCCCAAGCGCGAGCUCUUGCACAGCAACGAUCACCUGCCCCUCAACAGCAGCAAGGUGUAAUCCCCGUUCCUCCGAGCCACCCAAAUCCCUCAAAUACACUGAGAGCAGGUGACCAAGACAAAGAUGCUGAAAAUAAAGUACAACGCAAGACUGUGGUGCAAAUGCUUGACAAGGCUGGAGUCGCUACACUUCUUCGGCUAAUGUUCAUUGCACAGCAAGGCAGCAUCCGCGCUCAUUUGUUCGGCGUCUUUGCCGAUGUUUGUGAAAAUCGUCAAACCCGGCUCGAGGUUAUCAGCAUGGUGCUCCAAGUCCUCCAAGAAGGUACAACCGAUAUGACGGCUGUUGAACGAAGCUUUGGCCACCUCUCUAUUAAAGCCCGACGCAAUAAAGAUCGCGAAAUAGAGCAUCGCACUCCACAGAGCUUGAAGCGAACCGCAACCUCUUUAACAAUCACGAGUGCCAAUCAUACAAACUCUGAAACAUCGCCUAUUCUAAUUGUUCAGCAAUGUCUGGACUUAUUGGUUGACUUAUGUACCCGCAAUCCCCACGUUCCAUGGCUGUUUCUCACUGAGCAUGAGAUUGUAGGAUCAGCUAUUCGGAAGGUUUUGAGCCGCAGAGGCAAGACUAGGGACCCCAAGGCCACCAAAUAUGCGAUUAAUGCCUUGCUUACGCUACUUGACCGUGAGCUUGUCACGGAGAGUUCGGUCGUUAUGUCUCACCUGGCAGAUUUGUUGAACCGAGUUACAUUGCCCUUGCAGAAUCUCGAUCGCAGACGUCGAGAGUCUAAAGACACUAAACCAGAGGCUACAGUAUCCCAACCAGCUCAAGCCACUGGCCAAAGCGGCACAGAGGCAGUCAAUCAGGAUGACCCCAACUCUACAGAGGCCGCUGAACAAGGUGAAACUUCGUCGAAGAAGCCCAAGCCGCGCCAGCUUCUUCCACCAACCAUUCCCGAUGAGAAUCUCAUUCUCGUUGUUCGCAUCUUUGUGGCCAGAGAGUGUAGCUCAAAAACUUUCCAGAACACUAUUGCUACGAUCAAGAACUUGUGUGCCAUCCCAGGCGCAAAGACGACAUUCGGCCAGGAGCUUAUCAACCAAGCCCGCAUUUUAAGCGAAAAUAUUGUUGCUGACUUGGACGACCUAUUACCUCAUAUUGCAGAGGCAAGUUCAGGCACAGAUGUUCAAGGUGUAGCGCUCUCCAAGUUUUCACCUGGUGCAUCUGAACAAAACAAGCUUUUGAGGGUCCUCACUGCUCUGGAUCAUAUUUUUGAUGGCAAGAAGCGAGCUGAGGAAUCUAGGACUGAUGCAGGAAAGGAUGAAGAGAGAGAAGAACUUCUGGUAUCUCUCUAUCACAACAACACUUUCUCUGCCAUGUGGGAAAAGCUUAGUGCAUGUUUGAGCGCCAUCCGUCAACGGGAGAACAUGCUAAAUGUGGCUACUAUUUUACUUCCCCUCAUAGAGUCGCUGAUGGUUGUGUGCAAAAAUACCACCACAAAGGAUGAUCUAGCACAGAGUCAGAUUGGCAAAGAUCUUGCAAGCCCGCAGCCAGAAUCACAAACAGCCAGUCUAUUCUUUUCCUUCACCGAAGAACACCGCCGCAUUCUCAACGAACUGGUCCGUCACAGCCCGAAGCUGAUGUCAGGAACAUUUUCUUUGUUGGUAAAGAACCCCAAAGUUCUCGAAUUCGACAACAAACGCAACUACUUCAAUAGAAGCGUGCAUUCGAGAUCUGGACAAAAUCAGUCUAGGCAGUCAUACCCUGCUCUGCAACUAUCUGUACGCCGCGACCUCGUUUUCCAUGACUCUUUCAAAUCUCUGUACUUCAAGUCUGGCGAUGAGAUGAAGUUUGGAAAGCUCAACAUUAGGUUCCAAGGCGAAGAAGGUGUUGAUGCCGGUGGUGUUACCAGAGAGUGGUUCCAAGUUCUUGCUCGUCAAAUGUUUGACCCGAACUAUGUGCUCUUUAGCCCUGUCUCAUCUGACCGCACAACCUUCCACCCAAACAAACUCAGUGGUGUCAAUGAUGAGCAUUUGAUGUUCUUCAAGUUCAUUGGCCGCAUUAUUGGAAAAGCUCUUUAUGAAGGCAGACUCCUGGACUGCUUUUUCAGCAGAGCUGUUUACAAGCGCAUUCUCGGCCGAUCCGUUUCCGUAAAAGAUAUGGAGUCCUUUGAUCCAGACUAUUACAAAUCACUCUGCUGGAUGCGCGACAAUGACAUCACGGACAUCAUUACCGAGACAUUCUCUAUUGAAGACGAAGAGUUUGGAGUAGCAAAAGUGGUCGACCUGGUUCCUGGCGGCCGUGAUAUUCCUGUAACAGAAGAGAAUAAACAUGAGUAUAUUCGACUCGUUGUUGAUUACAAGCUCAUUACGUCAAUCAAGGAGCAGAUGGAGCAGUUUUUGAAAGGCUUCCAUGAAAUUAUUCCUUCGGAAGUCAUUUCGAUCUUUAAUGAACAAGAACUUGAGCUGCUCAUCUCUGGCCUUCCCGACAUCGAUAUGGACGAUUGGAGAGGCAAUACAGAGUACCAUGGGUACACUCAAUCAUCCCCUCAGAUCCAGUGGUUCUGGCGAGCAAUUCGAUCAUUCGACAAGGAAGAACUCGCCAAACUGCUCCAGUUUGUCACAGGCACAAGUAAAGUUCCCCUAAAUGGAUUCAAGGAACUCGAAGGAAUGAAUGGUGUGAACCGCUUCAAUAUCCACCGUGACCCAGGCAACAAAGACCGUCUUCCAACCUCACACACUUGCUUUAAUCAGCUCGAUCUCCCAGAGUACGACAGUUAUGAUGUGCUCCGGGCCCAGCUGCUGAAAGCAAUUACCCAAGGCAGCGAGUACUUCGGCUUUGCGUAAGACGACUGAAACCAAAGAAGGGAAAAACAAUGUACAAACAUUGGUAAAACUGACGAAAUUUUGAUUUCGGUGGACCUGUUAAUUUUUUUUUCGUUUUGCUUUUUGUAUUUUUCUUUUAUUAUUAUGCCUUUUUUAAGGUGGAAAGCGUUAGAUUUGGUUACUUGGACUUGCCGAACCUUCAUCGUAUCGGCUCUUUUGCCUAUGAGAAGUGCAGGUCUCGAUGGCGUGGUUGGGAUGAAAGGAGAGCAAGCCAAGAACCAUGGCUAUACAAUGCUGGAUCCUUCGAUGAAUUUGCAUAAACAUGAAUAGACUUGUAUUAUUGUUCAUAAGGCCUUCAAGACUUCCUUUAGCAACUGAUCAGCAAGGGUGCUUAUGCGAGUCUACGAACUACAAGAGGAAGUUUACAGGUUGAUGGUCACAGACUUUCUACGUGGGCGGGAAGCAAAGUAAUUUAGUAGAUCAUGAAUGUAUUGUUUUUACUCCGUUAUGUCUAAUACAUUCGUCCCAGGAUGAAAUUUUCCAUUAUCAGAAAAACUUCCCUGGCUAGACAAAUCCGAUCAGAAUGCCUGUGGACUACAAGAGGCAACAGUAUGCUCAUUGUCUUCCGCCUUUUUGCCCUCCGUUCUCAUGAAAGUUGAUUAAACGCCAAAACAAAACAUGUUUACUUGCGCAUGGAGCUGGCUCUGCGCUUGCGGGCAUCAGCCUUGUCGGCCUUGGCCUCUGCGACACGCUUAGCGAGAAGCUGGGCGUACUCGUUCUGAUAAAUUGUCAGCAAAAUGCUUCGUAUGUGACUGAAUGUUAUGUUGUUAAACUUACGGCCUCAUCCUUGACCUUCUCGGUCUGGCGGCGCUUAAGAGCAAGGCGGUGACGCUUGUGCUGAAGACGCUGGGGGGUGACGAGUCUCUGGAUCUUGGGGGCCUUGGUGUAGGCCUUCUUGUCCUCGCCCUUGGGCUGGACCUCGCGGCGAAUGACGUACUUGCGGACCUAUGAUUGGCACAAGGCAUUAGUUUCUGUUACGGGGGUAGAUAAGUUGAGUCGGUCGAUUCUCCUCCGGAGCGGCUCUUGUUCGACUGUGCAAUUAUGCAUCACACUGUGCAGCAUGUUCCAGCUCAAGUUGUGAAGAAUACAAAGCAAAGUCGAGAGAGCCACUCCUUUGGGUCCUCUCACACUCUAUCCAAACUGCAACAACCAGCUGCGCAGCUCCGAAUAGGCGAUGACCGAGUAUGGGCGCGGAGUAAAACAUACAUCGUCAUCCUUGGUGAGGCCGAAGAAACGGCGGAUCUUGGAAGCGCGCUUGGGGCCGAGACGCUUGGGGUGAACGACGUCGGUGAGGCCGGGGAUGUCAGCCUCGCCCUGCUUGACGACGGAGAGAGCAAGAACAGAGAGAUCCAUGCCGGUGAUGCAACCACGGACGGACUUUCUCUUGCGCUCACCGGUGCGGCGGGGGCGGUAGCAGGAGUGGCCGUCAGCGAGGAGGAGACGGACACGGUUGGGAGCCAUGACACCCUGCUUCAUGGGGAAACCCUGCUUGUCGUUACCGCCGGUGAUGCGGAAGAUGUAGCCCUUCCACUCAUCACCGAGGGAGUCGCCGGGGACCUCAGCACCCAUCUACAAAAAAAACCCUUGUUAGUAUUCGGGACAGAUGCUUGUUUCUCGGGGUUCGCGGGUUGUCGACAUACGCGCUUCUCCAUGAAGAUGUUGAGCUUGCGCUCAUCGUCGACUUCGACGAGCUUCUGGCUGCCGUUGGCAGGGUAGGAAAUGUUCAACUGUGAAAGAAUUGUAUGUUAGCGUCGAGUUGCGUGGCGAUUGAGGCGGUGGUGCAGAAAUUCGACAACGGUAGAGCGACGGCGCGCAUUGCAUUGUAGUGCAGGUGCGAAGUCUUUCGAAUAGAUAGACAGGUUGCCAGACGUAAUUCCAUUGUCGAACUAAAGCAUCCUCCUAGGUGUACUAUCGUACCUUCAUCUUGCCGGUUGUGUGGUGGUGCAAGUGUGCUGGAAGUGGCUCGCGUGAAGUUCGACG
[Torrubiella] hemipterigena is the source of this 14423-nucleotide messenger RNA. The record is from the annotation of a GenBank genome assembly. Lineage: Eukaryota; Fungi; Ascomycota; Sordariomycetes; Hypocreales; Clavicipitaceae.